AUGGUAGAAGUAAUCAUUAGAAACGGAUUUGUUAUGAGACUGAAUUUCGUAGUAUUACUAAUAUUUAUUGUAUUUCCUUCCGCUUAUGCAUCAUUACCACAGGCGGAAAAUGACCAGCUUAUUGAAACGUGUAAAGAAGGCUCCACCGGCGAGAAUAUUUUUUCAUGGGCUGAUUACCUAGUAUUAGCAACGAUGUUGAUAAUUUCCUGUGGUGUUGGAGUAUUUUACGGUUGCUUCAACAAGAGCAAAAACAGCGAUGACUUCCUACUGGGAGGAAGUACAAUGGGUACUUUUCCAAUGGCCAUGUCUUUAGCUGCGAGUUUCGUAACAGCUAUCGAGCUUCUGGGAAACCCGGCUGAAAUGUACACGCACGGAUCGCAAUUCUGGAUGAUCUGCAUAUCGUUCAUCCUAGUCGUACCGUUAACGUCAGCCUUUUUCCUGCCUGUAUUUUUGAAUUUGAGACUUACCAGUUCUUACGAGUACCUGUCUUUGAGAUUUACGCCUAGAAUUAGGUACCUAGCCAGCGGUUUGUAUAUAUUCCAGAUGAUUUUGUACACAAGUGUCGCAGUGUAUGCACCGGCAUUAGCACUCAGUAAAGUAACGAGCAUAAACGUGUAUUUAGCAGUAACAGCAGUGUACGUUGUUUGCAUAUUCUAUGCCUCUCAGGGAGGUAUGAAAGCAGUAAUUAUUGCAGACACAUUCCAAGCGGCUGUACUUAUCGGAUCACUAAUUUUAAUCGCCAUUAUAGGACAUGUGGCUGUCGGAGGUACUGGAGCUAUAUGGUCUCAAAAUUACAAUACCGAUCGAUUGGAAUUGUUCAAUUUCAAUCCCGACAUGACAGUGAGACAUAGUUUCUGGUCUGUGGUUGUAGGCGGGACCUUCUAUUGGAUGACAAUGUUUUGCUCCAAUCAAGCCUCAAUCCAGAAAUACAUGUCAGUAGAGAGUAUUGGUCAGGUUAAAAAAGCUAUUUGGACAUCUGCAGUUGGGCUUAUACUAAUAUACUCCGUUAAUUUCUACACCGGAAUGAUAAUGGUGGCACAUUACAAAAACUGCGAUCCUCUGACCAGCAAGCAAAUAUCGGCUUCUGACGAAAUCCUUCCGUUCUACAUCAUCAACGAAAUGGGCUACAUGAAGGGCAUGACCGGAUUUUUCGUUGCUGGAAUAUUUGCUGCUAGCUUAGGAACUGUUGCCUCAGCUUUGAACAGCUUAGCAGCUGUAACCAUUGAAGAUUUCAUCGAAGCAGCGAUGAAGAAGAAGAUACCGACGAAUAAAGGAGCGUUCAUUGCGAAGAUAUUAUCAGUCGUCUACGGAGCGUUGAGCUUUGCUUUAGUAUUCGUAAUAGCAAAUUGUGGCAGCGUUAUGCAAGUUGCUAUCAGUUUUAAUGGUAUGGUUGGAGGAGUAACGUUUGGAUUGUUUUCCUUAGGAAUGCUGUUUCCUUGGGCAAAUUGGAAGGGUGCAUUUUGUGGAAGUAUUGUGGCCACUGCAUUAAUAACAUUAAUGUGCAUAGGUCAGCAGGUGGAAAUUGCUAGUGGUAAUUUAGGUGAAACGAUGAAACCACUUAGUAUAGAGAAUUGCACGUGCAUUUCCGGGGAAUUAGAUCAAUCAGAAAAUGUAACGUUCAGGAACGAUUCCUUCGUUCUCUUUCGAGUUUCAUACAUUUGGUACUCGGCGAUCGGUACCAUCGUAACCAUCGUAUUGGGCCUCGUAAUCUCCAUUUUUACUGAAGCAACUAACGUGGCAGAUCUAGAUGAGAGGUACAUAUCUCCGCCGAUUUUGAAGCUGCUCUCUUGGCUGCCGGAAAAACUUAAGGACCGUUUAAAUGUGCCGUUAAAAUGCCGAAUAAUCAAGAACGACUUGUUCCAAAAACCAGUACUAGUGAAAAUUAUCGAGGAUGGCCAGGAAGUGACGCAAAACAAUUUCAACGAGCAGCUGAAAGAGAAAGUAAGGAAAUUGUCGGCGCCUUCCUGA
This is a messenger RNA of Phyllotreta striolata, 1968 nucleotides long. Lineage: Eukaryota; Metazoa; Arthropoda; Insecta; Coleoptera; Chrysomelidae. The record is from the annotation of a GenBank genome assembly.